AUGGCGACUCUUAAAGAUAAAGUCAUUGCUGUGAGCGGAGCUGGAGGAGGUAUCGGUGCUGCCACGGCCCAUGUUCUUGCUCAUCGUGGAGCAAAACUGUCGUUGGCCGAUACUGAUGCAUCUGCAUUACAGCAACUCUCUCAUGAAAUCUCCACCAUGUAUAAGACCGAGGUGCUCACAACGACUGUCGAUGUAGCAAAUUCUGAUCAGGUAGAUCAAUGGAUCGCAUCAACUGUCAAGCACUUCUCCAAGCUCUCUGGAGGUGUCAACCUGGCUGGAAUAGUCGGAAAGGAAUUCGGGAGAAAGGCGGCACAUGAGGUCUCCGAUCACGACUUCGAUCUAGUCAUGAGAAUCAACGUGAAGGGUGUCAUGGCCUGUCAACGAGCACAGUUACAAAACAUUGAAGACGGAGGGUCUAUUGUGAACGCCGCCAGUGUCUCGGGCAAGAUGGGCAUACCUCAGGCGUUGGCAUAUGCUGCGAGUAAGCACGCCGUCAUUGGACUCACCAGAGUUGCUGCGGUCGAAAAUGGCCAUCGUGGAGUAAGAGUGAAUGCUAUUGCCCCAGGGAGUAUCGAUACCAGGAUGCUGGAUGCCGCUCGGGAAGUCCACAUAGGCGAUGGAGAUCACAAGUCACCAAUAAACAGGGCCGGCAAGGCAGAAGAAGUGGGAGCUUUGAUCGCAUUCUUGCUGAGUGAUGAAGCAACAUUCACAACUGGAGCAGUCUAUACAAUCGACGGUGGACUUACUCCUUGA
Messenger RNA from Exophiala spinifera, 753 nucleotides. RefSeq lists its product as uncharacterized. Gene Ontology annotation, molecular function: oxidoreductase activity. Bases 1 to 753 code for a protein of 250 amino acids. NCBI's taxonomy places the organism in Eukaryota, Fungi, Ascomycota, Eurotiomycetes, Chaetothyriales, Herpotrichiellaceae. The transcript has 2 exons. The record is from RefSeq and is a predicted model, not a curated record.